Trachymyrmex septentrionalis is the source of this 855-nucleotide messenger RNA. RefSeq lists its product as uncharacterized. The record is from RefSeq and is a predicted model, not a curated record. The transcript has 2 exons. Bases 315 to 764 code for a protein of 149 amino acids. NCBI's taxonomy places the organism in Eukaryota, Metazoa, Arthropoda, Insecta, Hymenoptera, Formicidae.
UCGUGUGUGUUUCGAUUUGUAUGCAUGUUCACGCUUUUUUGUGUCUAAUGGAUUGUAUGGUGUCAUCACUGCGUGAUGCAUCUCGCAUGUGUACAACUGCACGAGACGCCGAGGCUCUAAAAAAGAAACUCAGGUAAAAGAUUCGUCGGAUUUAUGUGUGUCUGCUGAUAGUCCUUAGACGGGUCUUUACAGGUUAGAGAAAUCUUCACAAACAAACAUCAUCUGUUGAAGUAAGGGCAUAUAGCGUUCUAGCGUUCUAGCGAACUUUCGCUUCCCGUUUUCGUGAAAGUUUUGGUAAUUUCAACGAGACGCGAAUGCACGUCGAAUUUUCAAGUUACACCGCUGCGUUUGCGGAUAGAGAAAUAACUGGCAACUCCGAAAUUACAACACGAGAACACGGUGUUUAUCCUCAAACCGCACGCAUGUUUCCCGGUCGGAACGAUCUCAUGGCGAAGUUCCUUAAUCCUACACGCGAGGAAUCAACGAUCCGUUCAAUCGAAGUGUUGCUAUGUCCGUUUCUUCGAAACAUAUGCUCUCCGCUUCGCAACAAGUAUUGCGAAAUUUUUCUUCGGUUGAAACGAACUCCUGGAAUAUUCUCCACGGCAAAGUGCAAAAUUGAUGAGACAUUUCAUGUUUUUGCGACAGCAGACUGCAGAAGGACUUUUAAUCUUCUCACAGCAUAUCACACGUACGCACGGACACAUUUCCUUGGCUGGAAUUUUAUUGAACAAUUUUUAUAUUCAUAUUCUGGUAACAACGCGUAAAAUUGCUGUGGAAUUCGAUUGAUGCACUAAAAUGGUAAAAUUCCUCACAUGACUUGCAUUUUUUUUUUUUUUUUUGAAUCACGAUGAUAUG